Molecule: messenger RNA, 1847 nt
Organism: Dermacentor silvarum
Lineage: Eukaryota; Metazoa; Arthropoda; Arachnida; Ixodida; Ixodidae
Exons: 6
Coding region: 757-1746 (329 amino acids)
Molecular function (GO): serine-type endopeptidase inhibitor activity
Source: RefSeq, a predicted model, not a curated record
GCUUCCACAGCACGGCGAGCGGCACAACGUAUACGGCAGAGGACACCUCGAGUGCCAGCUUCGCCCGAGUCGCCGUCACCACCGUGCCUGCGCGAGAUAUGUCCUUGGCACAGCUCACGUACAGCGUCGAGUCCAAUCAGACGAUCGCUGGGCCCGACAAGACUUCGUCGUGCGAGAGGAGUAAGGGGCAGCGUUCGGCGCUGACCAAGCGUCGUGCUUGCAAGUCCGAGGGACAGCGAAGGGCAGCAGCGUCUCUGCUAGCGUCUUCUCGACAGCCUGCUGCUCCGACUGCACCGGAGACCGAUCAGCGUGGACUCGCGGCCAGCCACAGGCCUCGGACGACGUCGCAGCAGGUCCCCGGACUCGUGAACGUGGGACGAAGAGGACCAACCCAUACCACGGAGACAACCCAGUGGACUACCGGGUCUUCGUCGGCGUUCCCCUUUAUCGGCCUCCCCGUCAGUCCCGUGGCGGCACUGCCGACACUCGGCAUUCGGGUACACCGGGCACAGCGACCUGAGCAGCAGCGUCGACAGUUCCGCCACUACCAGCAGCAGCACGAGCAGUGGUACAACUACCAGCAGCGCAAACAGCAGUGACAGCGCCCCUGUGCGGCCUCCUCGUGUAGCGCGCGUCAGCAGCAAGGCGGCCGUGGCCCCGAAGACCAACAGCUGCGCCGUCGAGUGCACGCGACGGGACGUGGCCACGGCGACAGACAUCCCUCCGCGCGAGUACGAGAACCUCUUGGGUGACUGGAUGGGAGGCCGCGUCCCUCUGAUGGUCGGCGCCGCGCUGUUGACCGCAUUGCUGGUCGCCUCUGCGGUGGCCACCACGGUCGGCAUCAUGAACCGCCACUCGACCGCGGCGCCUGUCGACGAACAACGCCUACGCGACGCCGUCGCUGAAUUAGCAGCCACCAGACCGCUGCUGCCUGGAGUGCCGAUCCCGGAGAACCCACUGCGAGACGAUCCCGGCGCCCCGGCUGACGAGGCGCUCACGGAGGCCGCCUGGAAGAGGCCGUCCACUGCCAGCGAACCGGUCGACGGGGACUCUACCGCUGAGCAGCCGGCUGCCGGAUACGGCAACGCAAGCGGCGGCUUCGUGACUGCCGAGAAUCCGCUGGAGCAGCCAUUCCGGAGAUCCACGAGGCCCGAAUGCGGCGUCGUCUUCUACACGUACUGCCGGGAGCCGCGUAGCGAGUUCGUCUACCGAGCCUCCAUCAACGCCUGCCUGGCCACCGGUGACGACCACCCAGCGCAGCUCUGCAACCGCGGCCCCAACCGGUUCGCUUCGUGGCGCGAAUGCGAGAGGAGCUGCGUGCUAACCCAGCCGCCACGCGAGGCCUGCCUCGACAAGACGCUUCUACUCGGGUGCCGGAGGCAGGACGUCCGCAGGAGCUGGUGGUGGUUCGAUGGCCGGGUGUGCCUUGCCUGGAACUUCCCCUGGGGUGGGUGCCCGGCAAACGGCAGUGCCGUGUUCCCCACGGCCGGCCAAUGCACGGCCCACUGCACCAACCCUCGCUACCCACCCUGUACCGCGCCACGGAGCGCGCCCUGCGGCAGCGCGCAGUUGAAGUUCCCUUUCUUCGCGGCAGAGGUGCCUUCGUCGGCGGUGCAGGUCGAGAGGCGCUGCUUCAGGCUGACGCGGCGCGUGCUGGAAUCGCACCGGUGCCUGACCGGCGCCAACCGAUUCCUCACGAAGACUGCUUGCGAACUGACGUGCAAGAAGGCGCCGACGCGGCCCUGAUGGCGCGACCUGAGGGCUGGCGACAAAGUAGAUAUAAUUGCCGUCGCGAGACCUCAGGGCUGGCGACAAGUAUAUGUAGCAAUGGAAUGACAGAAAUUUAU